This is a messenger RNA of Hypanus sabinus (Atlantic stingray), 3437 nucleotides long. It is a transcript of the gene atmin, whose product is annotated as ATM interactor. Gene Ontology annotation, cellular component: nucleus. Gene Ontology annotation, biological process: regulation of transcription by RNA polymerase II. Gene Ontology annotation, molecular function: transcription cis-regulatory region binding; DNA-binding transcription factor activity, RNA polymerase II-specific. NCBI's taxonomy places the organism in Eukaryota, Metazoa, Chordata, Chondrichthyes, Myliobatiformes, Dasyatidae. Bases 11 to 2428 code for a protein of 805 amino acids. The transcript has 4 exons. The record is from RefSeq and is a predicted model, not a curated record.
GCGCGGCAAGAUGGCGGCGACGUGUGCAUGGGGAGGCCGGGAGGGCGACAGUUCGACACAGCCGCAGGCGGGGGGUGAAAGGGCUGGGGACCCAGUGGCGGCAGCAGCAGCAACGACAAGAAUCCCAGUCUGUCAGCUCAUUCGGCCGUCGGUCACCGAGCUGAGCCGGGAGGUGAGGACCAACAUCCUUUGUACGGUUACAGGCUGCGGUAAAAUCCUUCCCAACCCUCCGGCCCUGGGAAUGCACCUGGUCAAAUCUCACAGGGUGCAGGACUGCAGCAUUAAUCCAACUGUUAGGAAGGAUUUGAAAUCUUCUGUUCAGAAGUUGUACUGCUGUCCCAUUGAAGGUUGCCCAAGAGGACCAAACAGACCAUUCUCUCAGUUUGCCCUUGUUAAGCAGCACUUUAUGAAAAUUCAUGCUGAGAAGAAGCACAAGUGUGACAAAUGUAGUAACUCAUAUGGUACAGAAUGGGACCUGAAGCGACAUGCAGAGGACUGUGGGAGGAUUUUCAAGUGCACUUGUGGUUGUCCUUAUGCCAGCAGACCAGCACUGUUGUCUCAUAUUUACCGAACUGGACAUGAAAUCCCUGCAGAACAUCGGGAGCCACCGCGCAAGAAGAGGAAGAGUGAGUGGUUAAGUCAGAAUCAUUUGAACAACAUUGAAAAAAAGCAAGGAACCGAAUCGGCCCAAGAGAUGAAGGAGAUGAACAAAGGAACCAACACUGAACACUUACGUGAAGAUACCAGCAAUAACCAGGCUCCAGCACCUGUGAAACAGAUUCAGAAAUUGCUGUUACCAAAGCCCAAAGCUGCACUUGUCAAAUUUCCUGUUAUGCACCUAACACCUUUUCCAGUUCUUUUAUCUUCAGGCAUGCCCAUGGAUAAUUCUGUCAAGUCCAUUGUUGUUGCUGUUGACAAUCAAGGAUCUGUUGUGAGCACAGUGCAGGUUUUGCCUACAUCAGUGGGAACUCUGAUACCAACUUUGGAAACAAAAACUUUGAAUCUUAAAGGUGACCUUCCCACCUCUAAAUUGCCCAACAUAAUGAUGGUUGAACCUGUCAAUACUGCAGUACAAGUCAACAUGGAUUCAGGUUUUGCCAGCAAUCAUGGAUUACAAUCAUUUGGAGACCUGGGUCAAAAAAACAAAUGUAUUUCUAUGAAUGUUCAAACAGACAUAUCUUAUCUUGCACAGAGCACAGCACCGGAGUCUUUAGCCAUGUAUUGUGCUACAGAGAACACUGUAUCAGCUUGUGCACAAACUGAUCUGAGCUUUGGUGCCCAAGUGUUGCUACCUGUAAGUGUCCAAACGCAAACAUUUGAACCUGACACUAAAAUCACUACGUCAAUAAGUGCUCAGACAGAUUCUUUCAGUCAGCCCUGUUUUCCAUUGUGUAAUGUUUCCAGGAAAACACAGACCUUGACAAAUUCUAGUCAAGAAAGAGACCCAACAUUUCAAACACUUAUUAAAGGAAAUAAUCAUGAAGAGAUUUUUGAUCAUUCUUUAGUCCCCUCUUGCAAUGUAUGUAGGCAAACUCAAACUACUUUUGCCCUGGAAGCAAUGGGCAAGGACCAAAGACCACCCCAUUCACCCAACAAUAAUGCUCUUUUACAGAACACUAACAAAUCUGCUGUUGACUUUCACAUUCAGUCCACUUUACUUCAACAGAAUUCAAUGACGGACAAUCAAACUCAGACAAUUAACCUUUUUAAUGACUUGGAAAAUAUUCUAUCUGAAAGCAUAGCAGAUCAUUCAUUAGAACACCGGGGUCUUUUAUCCGAUGCCAGCAAUGCUUCUGGUGAGAAUAUGACAGGCAGCCAGUCACAGAAUGCAGGUAUUGACUUCGACAUUGAAGAAUUUUUAUCUGCAAGCAACAUACAAACCCAGACAGAGGAAAAUGAGUUUGGUACUUUACAGACAGAAUCUGCAUUGGAAUCUCUGGAUAUUGAAACUCAAACAGACUUUUUGUUUUCAGACCAUCCUACCCAGGUAUACAAUGGUAGGGGUCAGUCCAGCUAUUUAGGACUAGAAAUGUUUGACACACAGACUCAAACAGAUUUCACUUUCCUUUUGGACAGCGGUCCACAUCUACCUCUUGAUAGCAUUUUGAAACAGUCCAAUUUCUCCAUAAAUGCAGAAUCUUCUGGGACCGAAACUCAAACGGAGGACUUGCAUAGUAGAACUAAUUUCAGUAGUACCACCGAAAGCCAGGUUCGGCUAAACUGCGCUGAAACACAGACAACCAGCAGUUCCUUUGAAAACCUUGGCAGUCUUUUUUUCACUAGCAAUGAAACACAGACCGUAAUAGAUGACUUUCUCUUAGCUGAUAUGGCGUGGAACACUAUGGAGUGUCAUUUCAGUUCAGUCGAGACGCAGACAUGUGAUGAACUUGUUCCCUUAUUUGAGAGCGCUGAUAAACGCACCAAUUGAGAUGUAAAGACAACAGGGAACAUGGACUUCAGCUUUGGGAUGUGGAAGUACCAAAGUUAAUGCUAUGUUACUGUGCACCUUGUUUUGAAGCAGCUUUUUGGGGAUAUAAUUUUCAUUAGAACUGGAAAACAUAAAUAUCCCAGAUAUUUAAAUUGACGUGGAUAUUGGGGUCUUCUUUUCCCUUAGGGACUUUCCAUAUUUUCUCAUGAAUGACAAAAAGCCAAGUUCUAUACUAUUUGGUCUUCUGAUUAAACCGAACCUUGAUUCAGCAUUCAUUACUUUCAUCUUUCCUGCCCAUUUACCUGGUUGCUUUUGUCUCUCUUUUCACCAGGCACACAACUAGAUUGAAUAUUCCAUAUGGGUAUUGAACGAUCAAAUAAAAAGUAUCCUAACUAAUUCUAUCCUAGUAUAUUUCAAUGGAACAAUAUUAUGUAUGACACCAUUUCUUUUUCUUUUGUCUAUGUACUGACUACUGGCUGACAUUGAGUUUCAUGAACAUCUGGGAUCUUUGUAUAAGGGUAUUGUGACCCUUCCAAGCAUGCAAGAACAGGCUUUUGAGAAAGAGGGUGCACAGUGUAACAUUUGCAGCCAAGGUUAUGGUUUGAGCAUUCUGUCCAGCCUAGCAACACUAUGUCCAUAAAUGUAAUAUUAAGCCAUUAAAAUUGAGGUAAUGUUUCUAAUUCUUGCAGAUUCCAGGAAAAUCCUGGAGGACGGGAGCCCAGUUUGUCUCCAGUUUGAAUUGUUAUUUUUUGGGUAGUUGUUAAUGUAGUGUCAGUACCCCGCCACUGUCUCAUUUAAAAGUUUAUCACUGCAUUUUGACUGUCGGUAUGAUUCAGGCAUUUAGUUUUAAAAUGAAUGUCAGGCAGCUGAAUAUUUGUAGUACAUUGGAAGAAAACCUUGAAGAGAAGUGAGAAGAGAAAAUGCUGGAAACAUUCAUCAUGUCUGGCAGCAUCUGUGGAAGUAGAAACGGUAAACGUUCUGGAUGUAAGACCAUAUUAGAACUGUGACG